This is a messenger RNA of Syngnathoides biaculeatus (alligator pipefish), 1093 nucleotides long. RefSeq lists its product as uncharacterized. The coding region runs from base 171 to 788 and encodes 205 amino acids. The record is from RefSeq and is a predicted model, not a curated record. Gene Ontology annotation, cellular component: cytoplasm; membrane. Lineage: Eukaryota; Metazoa; Chordata; Actinopteri; Syngnathiformes; Syngnathidae. The transcript is spliced from 6 exons.
CCGCCCUUCUGACAAGAUAAAGGAUGUGUGCUCUCUCUCUACCUUCGCACUUGUGAUCUGCUCUCUACAGCCAUUGUCUGUACCUCAUAAGUGCCCGGAAUAUUCUGGAGAACAGUCGGCGCCUCUCUCGGAGGAAGUUGGAAGAGGAAUCACGUUAGGAGAUAUCCACUAUGAGCAGGGUUGGGGCCGCGUUCAGGGCCCACCCGUACAUCAGCAACGUGGUGGGCUACACAGCGCUGUUCGCUUCAGCCGACCUCUUCCAACAGCGCGUGCUGGGGCGGCGAGACGCGUCGCGGGCCCCCGCCGCCGCCCCCGUGGACUGGCGCCAGACGGCCCGAGUGGCCACCGUGGGCUUCUGUUUCCACGCCAACUUCAACUACCAGUGGCUGCGCUGGCUGGAGAGGGUGCUGCCGGGGGGCGGGGUCAGGGCCGUGACGGGCAAGGUGGUGCUGGACCAGCUGGUGGGGGCACCGCUCACCAUCACUGCCUUUUAUAUUGGUUUGAGUUUACUAGAAAACAAUGAUGAUCUGCUCGCAGACUGGAAGGAAAAAUUCUGGCCAUCUUACAAGACUGGCGUGGUGUUCUGGUCAACAAUGCAGUGGCUCGGACCGUGUUCCUCGGAGGCGUCGCGCUCGUUUUCACCAUUUACUUGUGUCAUCUCAGGGAGCAGAAGGGCCGCAAACUUGAAUGAACUUCAAACAGCAUUUGUACUCAGUGAUCAUGCAACUACUGUACUUUUUUUUUUUUUUUUGCUAAUGAUUUCUAAUUCUAAUUUACAAGGAUAUUAAUGUGUUUGUCAUAACACAGUAUGUGAUUAAAGCUAAAAUGUCUUGGGUGAGGAUUAUUUUCCAUUUUUGUCUUAAAGAAGCAACUGUAUACAAAUAAGCAUCACAAUAACGCGAGUAACAUUCUAAUAUUAUCUAUAUUAAUUUUAAAAAAUAAUGUGUAUGGUGUGGUUGACCUUCACUGUGUUUAGCUUUUGUUUUGAUUUAGCGCUGCAGAAAUAAAAUUGACUUAAUAUGAGUAGGUGUAAUUUAAGAGGUUGUUGCCAAUAAUAACUGUUUGAUGUAAAAGCUAAAAAUGUUUACAUGUG